CACAAAAGAUGCAAAUUAACAAGCUCCUUUUUGUUUAGUUCAUAACUGCGGCCAAUCAAAUUAAAGGAAGUGAAGGCGGGGGGAACUCCCCAUGGGAGGCAAAGUCCUUAAGAGGCCUCUGUAUUAUUUAAAUUACAUCUGGCCCAAUUUUUAUCUGGUUACAGUGCAAACGGAAUAAUUCGAUUUAUUAAACUAGCUGCUCUCUCAGUUAUACGGACGGUUCGGUAUCUACUGGUCUACCCAUUGCCCUGAUGCUGUUGGAGGAAUACAUGUGGACCUGCUUCAGAUCAUGAUGGUGCAGGACAGAAGCAUUAUGAAUGCUCAGUUCAGAAACCACCCUACACCACAGCAAGUACCAUCCGCUUGGAGUAACCUCGACCUCGAAAGCAACGCUCCAGGUGGGUAUUGUGGGGGUUCGUGGCUGCAGACACCUCCCCAUCUAUGGACCAAGUGCCACGUAUGGGAGUGGCUCCAGCACACUCUGGAUGCCAACCAGCUGGAUGCCAACUGCAUCCGUUUUCACGACUUCGACGUCACCGGCGAGCAGCUGUGCUCCAUGUCCUUCGAGAUCUUCAGCCACGCGACCGGACCUCUGGGCCCACUGCUCUUCAGCAGCCUCGAGAACCUAAAGUGGAGCAGCAAGUUCCUGCAGCCAAUGGGGCAGCCAUUAAUGAUAGAGCAGAGAGGUUCCUUUAUCACUGACAUGGUAUUCCCAGUGAAUGACACAAUUAAAUCACAGGCAUUCGAUCUUGCUGACGAGGGAGAGGUGGGGAGAGCAGAGAUUGAAUUGAAGCCUAUCACCCAGGACACUCCAGAUUGUCAAGGUAAAGAACACCAAGUCCAGUCCCAGAGACCAAAUGGGAAAAAACACAGUCCUAGGGGAACGCAUCUGUGGGAGUUUAUUCGAGACAUCCUCCUGGACUCUGAGAAGAAUCCUGGACUGAUCAAGUGGGAAGACCGAUCCGAAGGGGUUUUUCGUUUCCUCAAGUCCGAGGCUGUGGCUCAGCUCUGGGGGAAGAAGAAAAACAACAGCAGCAUGACGUACGAGAAGCUGAGCCGGGCCAUGAGAUAUUAUUACAAGCGUGAGAUCUUGGAGAGGGUGGACGGCCGCAGAUUGGUCUAUAAAUUUGGAAAGAAUGCUCGUGGUUGGAGAGACUGUGACCGAUAGUCGGGAUUCUUGGAGAUCACAGUGGGAUUGAUUUCCACCUCGUGAAAGUGACACCAGAAUGGUUGCUGUUAUUUAUAUGUAUAGAAAAAUGAUGAAGCUGGUCGUUAAUCCUUUCCAUUUGUCUAUCAUCUGCCGCUCCAGACCUUGCUGCCAGA
Molecule: messenger RNA, 1323 nt
Organism: Pristis pectinata (smalltooth sawfish)
Lineage: Eukaryota; Metazoa; Chordata; Chondrichthyes; Rhinopristiformes; Pristidae
Product: ETS homologous factor-like
Exons: 8
Coding region: 290-1168 (292 amino acids)
Biological process (GO): cell differentiation; regulation of transcription by RNA polymerase II
Cellular component (GO): nucleus
Molecular function (GO): sequence-specific DNA binding; DNA-binding transcription factor activity, RNA polymerase II-specific
Source: RefSeq, a predicted model, not a curated record